UAUUAUUGGAAAGACGCGCAUGCGUUGAAAUAAAUAUAUCUCUUCCUUUUCCGCAAAACAUAUCCAACAUGGCGUUGGUUAUUCCUGAAAAAUUCCAGCAUAUUUUGCGUGUUAUGAACACCAACAUUGAUGGAAAGACCAAGAUUAUGUUUGCAAUGACCUCAAUAAAGGGUAUUGGUCGCCGAUUUUCCAAUGUUGUGUGCAAAAAAGCGAACAUUGAUCUUACAAAGCGUGCUGGUGAACUGUCUGAAGAAGAGGUUGAGAGAAUAAUCACAGUGAUGUCGAACCCACGUCAGUACAAAAUCCCCGACUGGUUCCUCAACAGACAGAAGGACGUGAAAGACGGCAAGUACGGACAGGUGCUGGCCAACGUGCUGGACAACAAGCUUCGUGAGGAUCUCGAACGGUUGAAGAAAAUCCGAGCACACAGAGGUCUCAGACACUUCUGGGGACUGCGUGUACGAGGUCAACACACAAAGACCACAGGUCGACGUGGAAGAACAGUUGGUGUGGCCAAGAAGAAAUAGAACUGUUGAGAAAGCUAAUAAAUAUGGGGAUAUGAACUGCA
Gigantopelta aegis is the source of this 568-nucleotide messenger RNA. Its product is annotated as 40S ribosomal protein S18. Gene Ontology annotation, molecular function: RNA binding; structural constituent of ribosome. The transcript has 5 exons. Gene Ontology annotation, cellular component: small ribosomal subunit; cytosol; ribosome. Bases 69 to 527 code for a protein of 152 amino acids. Gene Ontology annotation, biological process: translation. Lineage: Eukaryota; Metazoa; Mollusca; Gastropoda; Neomphalida; Peltospiridae. The record is from RefSeq and is a predicted model, not a curated record.